UGGAGCCCGCAAGUCCCGAGUGGGGCCUCGUUGCCAUGGUGAUUGGCGCCGCGGGCUAAGCUCAGAACCCCCGCUGCAGCAGUAGCUGCCUGGGCUGCAGGACUCCAGGAGGAUGAGGGCCAGCCUGAAGCCGUGGGGGCCACCUGUGAGCCGGGACUGUGUCAUCACCAGCUUCCCGAAGUGGUACACCCCCGAGGCCAGCCUGCAGCUGAAGGAACACUUCCAUGAGAAGGUCAGCGCCGCCUGUGAGCGCAGGGACACAGGCACCGUCGGGCUCCGACUCUCCAAGGUGGUGGUCGUGGGGGACCUCUAUGUUGGGAAGACCAGCCUCAUUCACAGGUUCUGUAAGAACGUCUUUGACCGCGACUACAAGGCCACCAUCGGGGUAGACUUCGAGAUCGAGCGCUUUGAGAUCGCUGGGGUCCCCUACAGCCUUCAGAUCUGGGACACGGCCGGCCAGGAGAAGUUCAAGUGCAUCGCAUCCGCCUACUACCGGGGCGCCCAGGCCAUCAUCACAGCCUUCGACCUCUCGGACGUGCAGACCCUGGACCACACCAGGCAGUGGCUGGAGGAUGCGCUACGGGAGAACGAGCCGGGAGCCAGUGCCAUCUUCUUGGUGGGGACCAAGAAGGACCUACUGUCAGGGGCAGCCUGUGCACAGGCUGAAGUGGAGGCUGUGCGCCUGGCCAACGAGAUGCAUGCUGAGUACUGGGCGGUGUCGGCCAAGACGGGGGAGAACGUGAGGGCGCUGUUCAGCCGCGUGGCCGCCCUGGCCUUCGAGCAGUCGGUGCUGCAGGAGCUAGAGCGGAGGAGGAGCAACGGCCGGCUCCAGGAAUGGAAGGAACGCUGCCUGAAGCCAAGGAGAGCCAGGGCCCUUCCAGCCAGAACUGCUGUUAACCACCCUGCGCCAGUCCCCCACCUGGCCCACGGGGCAGCACCUGUGACCCAGGAGGGCGGCACAGAACCCCUGCAUGUCUGUGAGCAGGGACAGAGGCCUGGCCCUGCACCUUCCAUCCACUGCUCAGCCAGGCCCGUCCUCCCACGGGGGGGCGCUGCAGGUCACCAUGACAACCAUCAUCAUCAGAGGGCCCCAUGGCCCUUCAAUCCGAAACCCUCCCAGGCCCCCUAAGGCGGGUUGGGACUCUGCUCUGCACAGCUUGCAGGACGGACCACCUGCCCGCCGGCCUUGGGGGUCCUGCAGCCAAUAGGACUUGAAACCACUGCCUUGGAUCGCAGCCCUGCCUAAAACUGACUUCCCUGCUGACCUGGCAAGUCCCCUGGGUCUAAAGGUAGCCCCCGCUGGACACUGGCUACCUGUUGGUUGGACCAUCUAGUGGCCCCAUGGCGACGCUACCCCGUUGGCCUCGGCAUCUGUGACCUGACUCCUGAGUCACUGUGGGUCCUGGUCCCUGGGCUACUGCUCGCUUUGGCCACCAUGUCCUCUCUCCCAGCAGCACUGAGAUGUGACCAGCAGGACCAGGGACCAAGAACACAUGCCAGCGAACAGUCCAUCAGCCCCUUAUUCCAUUUCCUCAGACACCUGGGCAUCAGACUGCUCCCCCCAGUGCCCACCGGACCCUCCGAACUAUAACUGCCCGCCUGCAUUCCCUGCCCGGGACAGGGGGCCCAUUAGGUGUCCUGUCCCCUCUGCAGAAGGCGAGGUUCCUGUGGGCAGGCGUUUGAGCAGUGCAUCUUGUGAUACCUAGCAAAUACCCACUUAUUGGCCACGUGCCCCACUCCCUUUUAGCUUGAGCACUAUUAAAAGAUGCAUUUUUUUAA
Molecule: messenger RNA, 1779 nt
Organism: Echinops telfairi (small Madagascar hedgehog)
Lineage: Eukaryota; Metazoa; Chordata; Mammalia; Afrosoricida; Tenrecidae
Gene: RAB36
Product: RAB36, member RAS oncogene family
Exons: 11
Coding region: 113-1129 (338 amino acids)
Molecular function (GO): GTP binding; GTPase activity
Source: RefSeq, a predicted model, not a curated record